Molecule: messenger RNA, 630 nt
Organism: Equus caballus (horse)
Lineage: Eukaryota; Metazoa; Chordata; Mammalia; Perissodactyla; Equidae
Source: RefSeq, a predicted model, not a curated record
AUGAAGCCACCAGCGGCCUCUCCAACGGCGUCUCCGAAGCCCCGAGCUACAGCCUGCGGCGACGGGGAGGGCUCCGCGCAGAAGCCCGAUCCGAAUCGACGCUCGCGCCCCUCGGGCCGCGUCCCGGACGGCCCGGCCCCCCGCCAGCGCCGCCGCCGGCCCGAGGUCGCCCCGCGCAGCCGGCGCCAGGAGCCUCGCCCGGGGCGGCGGACCCCGGCCCCGCGCCCCCGCCCGCGGCCGCCCGAGCGCCCGCCCCCGCCCGCCUCCACCGGGGCCCGCCGAGCCCGGCGGCGUGGGGCCCGGCCGAGGAGACCCGCGCCCCGCCCGGCCGGCAGGGGGCACCGCGCGGCCGGGCGCCGGGGCCGCGUACCUCGGGGAAGCGCCGGAGCACAGGCGCGGGCUGCGCAGCGCUCAGGCCGCCGCUCCUCCGCCGCCGCGCCGCUCCUGCGCUCCUGCUCCGGCUCGGCUCCUCCGCCCGCGCCCGCGCCCGCCCCGCCCCCGCUCCACCCCUUCCCGCCCCGGCCCGCCUCAGCUCCGCCCCUGCCCCUGCGGCUCCGCCCCGCACCGCCCGAGGCUCCGCCCCCGCUCCGCCUCCGCACGGCCAAGGCUCCGCCCCUUCCCCGCCCCUGA